AUGUCUACAGAGGCGCUCCGGCCUAAGAAAGGCCUUGAACGACUGGAAGAUGGAAGACCUCGAUUUCGUGGCUGCUCCAGAAUUACUGACUACGAGUAUCUUGGCAAACUCGGUGAAGGGACGUUCGGAGAAGUGUCAAAGGCACGAUCCAAAAAGACGGGACAAAUUGUGGCGCUGAAAAAGGUCUUGAUGCAUAACGAGAAAGAUGGAUUUCCCAUAACGGCUCUCCGAGAAAUCAAAUUGUUGAAGCAACUCGAUCACGUCAACAUAUUGAAGUUGGAAGAAAUGGCCGUCGAACGGCCCAAGAACGAGCGCAAGAAGCCGAGCAUGUAUAUGGUUACGCCAUACAUGGAUCAUGAUUUGUCAGGCCUCUUGGAAAACCCAGACGUUCAUUUCACCGAGUCACAGAUCAAAUGCUAUAUGAAACAACUUCUCGAGGGUUGCGCAUAUCUGCAUGAGAACAAAAUCCUCCAUCGAGACAUGAAAGCGGCCAACUUGCUGAUCAACAACCGGGGAGUCCUUCAAAUUGCGGAUUUUGGUCUAGCACGACCUUACGAUGACGAACCUCCCAAGCCUGGACAUGGAGGAGGCGAAGCCACCAGAGAAUACACCACCUUGGUCGUCACCCGAUGGUAUCGUCCACCCGAACUUCUCCUUCAGUUGCGCAAAUACACUACGGCGAUCGACAUGUGGGGAGUUGGUUGUGUUUUCGGCGAGAUGUUCAAAAGAAAACCCAUUUUGACGGGAAACAGUGACUUGAACCAAGCACAACUUAUUUUCGAACUCGUUGGUUCUCCUACCGAAGAAACCAUGCCCGGUUGGCGUGACCUCCCCGGCUGCGAGAAUAUUACAGAAUUUGGACAACACCCAUCCACCCUCUCGCGUGUCUUCCGUGAGCUCAGUCCCCUUGCGCUCUCACUGUUGAGCGAACUCCUGAAAUUGGAUUGGCGAAAACGAAUAAAUGCUAUAGAUGCACUACAACACCCUUACUUCCACUCCGAACCAUACCCCGCCAGACCAGGUGAUCUUCCUUCAUUCGAAGACUCUCAUGAACUCGAUCGAAAGAAAUUUAGAGACCAAAAAUCAAAACCACCCCCUGCACCCGCUGGCGGAUCAGUGGGAAUUGGACCACAAGGAGAAUGGGGUAUCAGCGGUCGCCCGAUUCCUCCGUAUGAAGGAAGGGGAGGUGGCGGCCCUGGCUCUCGGGUUCCUGGUGGUCGACCGUACGCAAAUGGGCAUAACAAUCAAGGAUACCAUCGUCGGCCACACGGUCCUCCUGCUCAGAAUGGUGCUUAUGGCGGCGAUUAUCGGGGACCGAUCCAGCAACCACCCCAUCGAGAUGGACCUCCUUAUGACCAAGGCCACCGACCACCUUACGAUCAAUCAAGAAUAGCCCCUCCUUCACAGCCAUAUGAGGAUAAUUUCUCACGUCGCCCUCCGGCAGAACAUACCUUGCCACCGCGACCUCCGAAUCCCGACAUCGACCACUAUCGCUACGGGCUCUCAGAAGCGCCUCCUUAUCGUGACGAUGGUCGUGGUCCUCCACCAAUGCGAUCUCGUGUGCCUCCGGGAGCAGGCGGCGCAAAUCCGGACAGCCGAAGACCGAAUCAUGAUCGUGAUACAUAUAUUCCGCCCUACUCCAAUGCCGAUCCCAAUGCGCGGGUCCCGAACGCAAAGAACCGACGAAGAGAUGAUCGCCCGCCUUACCGAGACGGCCAGCAUUCUCAUCCACAUGGCCCUCCUGAUCACGGCGAGCCGAUGCGGUAUGACGAUGCUGGACCAGAUCGAGAUCGUGAUCGAGACCGAGACAGACGGCCGAGAAGUCGAAGUCCAAUGCGUGAUUGGGAGAGGGAUAGAGAUAGAGAUUGGGAGCGAGACAGAGACAGAGACGUGCACCGGGAAAGAGAUCGAGCGAGAGACUGGGACAGAGACAGGGAUCGGGACCGGGAGCGCGAUCACAGAGACAGAGACAGAGAUCGAGAUCGCAACAGGGGAUAUGGGAUGCAAGAUCCGUAUCGAAGAUGA
This is a messenger RNA of Rhinocladiella mackenziei CBS 650.93, 2025 nucleotides long. Its product is annotated as serine/threonine-protein kinase bur1. The record is from RefSeq and is a predicted model, not a curated record. NCBI's taxonomy places the organism in Eukaryota, Fungi, Ascomycota, Eurotiomycetes, Chaetothyriales, Herpotrichiellaceae. The coding region runs from base 1 to 2025 and encodes 674 amino acids. The transcript has a single exon. Gene Ontology annotation, molecular function: ATP binding; cyclin-dependent protein serine/threonine kinase activity. Gene Ontology annotation, cellular component: nucleus. Gene Ontology annotation, biological process: protein phosphorylation.